Melanotaenia boesemani (Boeseman's rainbowfish) is the source of this 4045-nucleotide messenger RNA. RefSeq names its product sterile alpha motif domain containing 1b (gene samd1b). The record is from RefSeq and is a predicted model, not a curated record. Gene Ontology annotation, molecular function: protein binding; DNA binding. Bases 326 to 2296 code for a protein of 656 amino acids. Lineage: Eukaryota; Metazoa; Chordata; Actinopteri; Atheriniformes; Melanotaeniidae. The transcript has 7 exons.
CAUCGCAAAGUGUGUCGCAAACCGCGAAUUUAUCAGAUCGGGUCUGCGAACAAAGAAGCUUGCGCUGCUCUGUGCGGGAGACAAUUCCACCUUAAAUGCCGCUUUGCGUCUGUUUGCGAAGACCCAGGCGCCAUCUUCGGUCCACCUUAAGCGCACAAUGUGGCCAGCGAAUGCAAGCGUACCAGCCGGGCUUCCGUCCUCAUUCUCCAGCCGGGGAUCGCACUUUGGCUUCCCAGCUUUGACACAGCGUCACUUGUGAAACAACAAGAGGGGGGAAAAAAAGAGACGCACCCGGGCCAAACCCCAUCCGCACCCACAGGAGAAGAUGUCCGAGCCCAACAAGUACCGGGAGUGGAUCCUGGAAACUAUCGACUCUCUCCGCUCGAGGAAAGCCCGUCCGGAUCUGGAAAGGAUUUGUCGAAUGGUCCGAAGACGACACGGGUCAGACCCGGACCGAACCAGGACAGAACUGGAAAAACUCAUUCAAGAGCAGACUGUGCUCAAAGUUAGCUACAAGGGGUCCAUAUCGUAUCGAAACGCUGCGAAGGUGCAAAGGAAAAGCAGAAAAAAGAGUGAGUUUUCGGCCGCUGGCAGCAGCAGCAGCGCGGAUGCACCGAGGGAGCGGACCAAACACAACCAUCUGAACAACAACGGCGACAGUGCGCACAGCUUUACCGACCAGGAGGAGGGAGAAGAGGACUCUGAGCCCAGCCCAGAUCUUCAUACUCAAACAUCAGCCAGCAGCCCCAACAAAAAGCUCAAGCCUGCCUCCAGCCCGAGUAGCGGAAACGGGUGCCUCAAUUGUGGCGCAACAAGGAGCUGCGCUGUCGGGAGCGGCUGUAAAGAGGAGAAAGCAAGUGCAGCGAGAGACAAGGGAUUAGGACAGCAGGAGCAGGGAACUGGGGUGAGUUCGUCGCACGGUUUCGGCCACAAACCAGGCGCAAACAACGUGAGUGAAACCAACAGGGAAAUGCCGAGUAAAGCCGAUGCAGCUGGCGGAGGAAAGCAGCCUGAUAUGUCCGGAGCUGACACCCAGAGCAAAACUUACUCGGGGAGCGUCAGCAGCCUCCCUCAACAGCAGGCACAGAAGCAGACUGUUCACCUCAAGCCUAAACUUAAACUUGCAGGAGGGAGCGCCAAAACAACGGGGGACCACGCCAACUCUGAUCUGGGGGAUAGAUUGGUGGCUUCUGUCCGCAGCCUGUCCGAAAAGAGCCUCCGCGGGGGCUCCUCCGCCCCGACCAGAGGCCACAUGAAACCUCUGGGGUUGAAGGAGAUUUUGAGCUAUCUGAGCAGCCAGGAGCGGCUGUCGGAGGAAAAACUGACCCGUGGCAAAGUCAAAGUGGUCAUGGAAAGAGAGGUGGCGAGGGGUAGGCUGCGCAGGACCCGCUGCGGGAACAUUACUCUUCCUCUGAGGGGGAUGGUGCUGGAGGAGCCGAUGCCGAAGAAUUCAUCUUCUGACAGACUUGUAAAAAGCGCACUGCAGGACAAACACACAGUGAAAAAGGCACCAUCUCCAGCUCUCCAGGACAAUGAGCCAAUGGAAACAGCCAGUGAAAAAAAGGAAUGGGGAGGGAAUGAAGAAGGGGAUCAGGAGGAAGAUCCCCGGGGUUCUAAUGAGGGGGGACAACUGUCCCCGUUAGCCACAACAACUGAACUAGGGCUCACUGAAAAAAUCUUAGAAGAUCCUGAUAUUCAGAGAAAAUCAAUGGAGGACAGCCCCCAUGAGCAGAAGCAGGGAAUUUCUGGGCUUGAUGUUCUCCCCAAGCUGCAGACUCAACCUGUACAGGGAGCCUCGCUGUCACAGUCUCAGCAUAAUGGUGCUCAUUUAGAGGAGAGAGCUGUUGUCUCUGACCAGCUACACAUGGAGCCACAGAUUAAUACGGAAAAUGAAGAAAUAAAUCACAUCUCCCCAGACUUCAACAGCUUGGAGUAUAAGACAGAGGCUGGAGUCUCAUCCUGCAUGCUCACACCCACUGCCUCCCCGAGAGACUCCAGCCUGUCUGAAGACCGAGCGAUAAACUUUAGCAGUGGAGGGUUACUGAAAUCGGAGGGGGCUGGAGUGAGUCCAGUGGACUGGACUGUAUCAGAUGUGGUCAGUUAUUUCACAGCAGCAGGUUUCCCUGAGCAGGCUGCUGCCUUCAGAAUCCAGGAAAUUGACGGAAAGUCUCUCCUCCUCAUGCAACGUAAUGAUGUUUUGACUGGCCUGUCAAUCAGGCUUGGCCCCGCCCUCAAGAUCUAUGAGCGCCAUGUAAAGGUUCUGCAGAAAACACACUUUGAGGAUGAUGACUGCUAACAAAACACAAAAAAUACACACAGACUGUUAUGUUUCUAUCUACAUUUAGAGCAGUUAUUAAAAGAAAUAAUGCAUGCACGAUUAUUUACAGUACACUUUACUUUUCAUCUCUUGACACACAAACACACAAUCAAAUCUCAGUUUUCUUUCCUCCUGCACCUCUACGGCUGAUCCAAUCCUUGAAUGACACAGAAAUUUGACUGGAUCUUCUGCACAAGGAUUUUUCUACCAUACAGAGCACAAAGAUUCCAGGAAACAAGUAGACUCACAAAACAGAAAAGAUUCAGAGAUUCCGACCAUGCAAUUUAUUUCUCUCUUUUUUUAAAAUAACUAAGCACUUUUUGGUUUUUACUGAUGUAAAUGUGGAAGGUUAAUUGUACUUAAACUGUUAUUUCAUGUUGACUUUUAUGCAUAUUUUAGUGGAGAUCAUCUUAAGUGUUUUAAAGUUGGAUUUUUUGCUCUUCUUUUGGGGCUGUGAUCAGAUAUUCUCAACUAGACAAACAAAAAUCUAGAAAUUGGCUUGAUUCUGUACAAGCAUUGUAAUACUGAGGCAUUUAAACAAGAAAUAAUUCAGUGACAAGUUUCUUGUGCACUAUAAAAGAGUGAACAAGCAAUAAAUGAUUAUUUCAUCUGUAAGGUUUUUGGAAGUAACUGGUAUUGUGGAUCAUCAGGUGGUUGUUUAUUGUAGCCUAAUAUCUUACAUAAAAAUCUGACACUAACAAGUUCAUAAUAUUUCUGAACACAACUGUCCAACACUAAAUCUGAUUUGUAAACUGCCACAUCUGGAUAACUUUCACCAAGAUACAGUAUAGCUGAUAGAAUUAAUCAAACAUCUGACUGAUUCUCUCCCUUUUUUGUGAGUUGCUGUCCAUUUUAAUUUAAUCUAGCAUAAACAACCGGUGCAGCAUUGUGCUUCCUUGGACAAAUUAAAACUACCAAACCUGUAUCCUCGCUGCUGUUUAUUGCCUUAAAACUGCUUCUCUUUAUGACACACCACAAAAUAUGAGCAGUAUUCUCCUCUUUUUGUCAUAUGACACCAUUAUUCAACCGAGCGUUGCUAUGAAAAUACUAAUCUAAGAGAAAAACAACGACCAGGCUGUCACUGCUAUAAAAACCAGUUGAAAAUACCUCAACAAAAAGCAGAACAAUCAACUCCCCUUUACAUAAAUAUGUAGUUGAAAAUGUGCUCAUUUAACACAUCACCACUGGCAAACUAUAGGAAUAAUAUCUAAUUGAAAGAUGUUAUCGCACAGUAAAGUCAAUCAAUUAAGUUUAAAUAAAAGUAAAUAAAUUGAACACCACCAGCGUUUUUGUAAUGAUAGAAACCAAGUAACCACAUAACAGCUCGUGUCCACUUGCACUGUUACAGCAUACAUUCCAAGUUUUGUCCUGAAAAAUGUAUUUAUGAAGAAAAAAUAGCCCUAUUUUUGCUUUAAGUUCUUUUUUUCAGCAUAUUGGUCUCAACUGAUGACAAAUGGAUGUUAAAAUCAGAUCCAUGUUUUUUUUGUGCAUUUAAAACUCCUCUACCUCUUGCUUUUAAUGUCUUUCCAAAAACUGUUUCUCAUGUUACAUAUAGUUUGGAGAAUUGCUGUGUUAACAUAAUUUUGUUCUUAUUUGUUAAGUCUAUUGAAGAGAACAGCUGUUUUUGAGUCCUGAUUCUCACAAAGAGAACAUCCAGUGUGUCUAUACCAUUUUUGCUUGUCUAUUUCUUGUUAAAAGACAAUUUUUAGGAAUAAAAGUUUACAUUAA